AUGGCAUCGCCGCCUAACAAUCAGCCAAAUAGUGCUGAAGGAUGUUGGAAAAAAGCGUACGACUUGUUGGACGACACGCUCCGGUCCAGUAUCAACUGUGUAACAACAGACAAGCAUGAUGUUCUCGCUGCAGUGCUCAAAACUGCAGCCCAGAAGCGCGAGAUUUGCAUUCACAAGCAGUGGAAGGCCAAGCUACCCAAUGGCGAAGUCAUCAUAGUCCGCGACGUGGUCGAAAAGAUCGCCAAGUGGGUGGAGGCCUUCAUCGCUGUCGGAGAUGUUGCAGUUCAAUACGACCCCGCGACUGCUGCAUUACCGUGGGCCGCUGUGCGCUUCGUUCUCCAGGCGGCAAUCAGCGAUACAAAGAUCGAGGGAGCCUUGGUUGCAGAUCUUGAAACCAUUUCGAGGUUGAUCACUCGCUAUGGUGACUUUGAGAAGAUUCACCAUCUUCGCCUGUCACUUGUGAAAUCUCAGAUGGACAACAGCCUGACUCGUCUUUACGCGGACGUGUUGCGAUUCCUAGCAAUGGCAGUGAGAUAUUUCGAUGCCAAUAGAUUCGCUCGUGGCGUGAAGAACGUCUUUCGAGUUCCGGACAGCAGUCUGAUGGACAAUAUCAUUCGAAGUGAAGCGGAGCUACUUAAGAUUGCCGGCCUGUCGGAUAGCGAGAAGUUGUAUUACCUUGAAGCUUCUGUGACCAGGCUCAUAGACCAAUCUUCGGUGUACCAGAAAAGUUUAGACGAGGCUAAGCACCUAGGCCUUCUGCGAUGGCUUUCCUCGUCUCCGUUCACGCGACAUCAUGAAACAAUAUCGGAAACAAGGAUGCCAAACUCUGCCACUUGGCUAUUCAAACGGACUGAAUACAAAACUUGGCGCAACUCUAGCUCUUCAUCCAUGCUGCUUUUACAUGGAAUUCAAGGGUCGGGGAAAUCCAAGAUUUGCUCAGCAGUGGUGGAUGACUUUCUACACGAGCGCGUGUCUAACCAGUUGGCAGCUCAUGUGGCGUAUUUCUACUGUGCAGAUUGCGAAUUUGAGCCAGAACGGGCCCAAGCAAGCGGUGUCAUGCGAAGUAUACUACGGCAGCUUACAAUCGCCAACGCUAGCCAGUCCAUGGUCCACGACAUUAUAUUGUCGGAUUUUGAGCGUAGAUCAGCUCAAGCCAAGGUCGAUGGAAUGGAUUUGCAGAAGAAAACGACCAAAGACUGCGUUAACCUCAUUCUUGAGGUUACCCUCCGCGAUCCGGUGACCAUCUUAGUAGAUGCUUUGGACGAAGUCAGAGAACCUGAUCGGCCUGCACUUAUCAACGCCCUCGAGGAGAUUGUGGUUAAAUCAUCGAGUAUCGUGAAAGUGUUUCUCACGAGUCGCAACAACAGUCAAAUCUUUUCUCUGCUGAGGAGUAGAGAUACAAGUACAGAAGUGGGUUCACUACGGCAGCUUGCAAAUCCCCAUUUGAAGGAGAUCGAGGUCGCCAGCGACGAGACAUUGCCGGAUAUGAAGGCUUACGUUGCGCGAGAAUUGACCCAGGCAGUGAAAGGUCGGCGUCUGCUCAAGGCAGAUCCAUCGUCAGAACUUUGGGAUCUUCUCCACGAAAAGCUGAUUCUGGGAGCCGGCGAGAUGUUCCAGUGGGUCAAUGCUCAGAUCGAGUACCUAUGCCAACACAACCGAGAAGCAGACAUCGCAGCAUCACUGCAAAGCGAAAAUUGGGCUUCACUCGAAGAUACUUAUGGACAAAUUCUCAAUACGAUGUUGAGCAAGAAGACGUCUGAGCGCGAUAUUGCCGUUCGAGCCAUUUCAUGGCUUCUAUAUAUGCGGGAACCAAUGCAUUCCGAUCAUUUUCUGACCGCUAUUCUUGGUCAGGAGGAAAUUUUCAAUGCUGACAGGGCUCAAGAAGAGCUUUUGGCAAUAUGCUCAAGCCUAGUAUGGUUUGACUCCAAAUGCCAUACGUUCCGCUUCUCACACAACUCAGUCCAGGAGUUCUUACGAGCACAAGAAACUUUCUCUCCAUCAUCCGCGCAUCGUGUGCUUGCCGUCGACUCCCUGAAAGUCUGCAGGCAAGGUCCAACUCCCGAUGUCAAUCCAGUUCCAAGCAGGCUGUAUGGAUAUGCGGCGGUUUAUUGGGGAUAUCAUUGCUCUAGAGCCAUUGAUUCUCAUGAUGAUGACGGACUCUCUAACGAAAUCGUGUCCUUCAUCUGCGAAAGCCCAGGCGAUCUCAGUCUUUCGUUUGCGGAGUGGAUGAACUGCAUCGAUGAGAUUGCCAAGGGCCUACCGGAUGAACAUCCAAUGAAGACGAUCUCGGACGCACUACCAAACCCUGAAGGCUCGCCUUUGUUCGUGGCCGCCGCUUUUGGGCUGGAUUGUUUACUCACCGAAGCCGUUCUGGGAGCCGGAGCUUUUGACUGGGACCAAAGAAAUGCGAGUGAGCACACAAGCCUUUACAUUGCUUGCGCCUUCGGAAACCAAUCUGUAGCACGCAAGCUCUUAGCCCAGGGGGCAGAUCCUAAUGCCAGAUGCGGAAAAUUCGGGAAUCCUCUACAGGCUGCCUGUUUCAAUGGUCAUGGUUCUUGCGCCCAGGCAUUGCUGGAGUUUGGCGCUUCAGUCAAGUUGGAAGGGGCUUUUACCAAUGCCCUCGAAGCAUGCUUUCGCGGGCAAAACGAGGCGAUUGCAAUGAUGCUCCUGAAGCAUAAAAGCACCAUUGAAUGUGAAGAAGACUUCCAUUCUGCCAUGGAAUGGGCCGCUCAAGCUGGAUUUCUUGAGGUGAUGGGAUUGCUUGUAGAACAGCCGCCGAGUGGAAAGGUCAAGGUUACUAUGUCAGAAAAGCUGAAGAUGAAGACUGCUGGAGUAAUUCAAAACGGGUACGAGGGAACUCUGGCGGCAUUUCUGAAAAAUAAACCAGAGCCUACCGAGCUUCUCCCAGAUGGCCCAAUCGCUCUGGCGGCUCUAUAUGGGCAUGAGUCCAUGAUUGAUCUUCUCAUUGGCAUGAAUCUCAAUCUGGAAGACGAAUGCAAGCUUGGAUCACCUCUGCGGUGCGCGGCGUUGAUGGGUCACGAACGAAUCACCCACAAGCUCAUCGAGCUCGGAGCAGAUGUGAACGGCUGUGGCCAACAUGGGACGGCGUUACAAGCCGCUUCCAUGAAGGGCCACAUUCGCAUUGUGAAGCUCUUACUGCGAAAUCAUGUUGAUGUCUAUCAAAGAAGCCUGAAGCAUGGAACUGCCUUGCGUGCUGCGGCUUCCUAUGGACAUCACAACGUUGUCGAAGCCCUGCUGUACAGUGAGGUAGAUUUAAAACGAUAUAAAACACUCAACGAGUUGGAAGUCGCCCUCAAUUGUGCUGCAGCCGGGGGCCAUUACGGAAUUGUGAUAUCGAUGCGCGGCAGAGACCACAAACUCCAGAAAAUGAGGCGUCCGCCGGUAAAAGCUUGCGCGGGGGGCUUGCACCGUCGUGGCUUCCGCCGCUGGAAGCAAAGCUUCAUGAACUGA
This is a messenger RNA of Pestalotiopsis fici W106-1, 3471 nucleotides long. RefSeq lists its product as uncharacterized. The record is from RefSeq and is a predicted model, not a curated record. The transcript is spliced from 2 exons. Gene Ontology annotation, molecular function: protein binding. The coding region runs from base 1 to 3471 and encodes 1156 amino acids. NCBI's taxonomy places the organism in Eukaryota, Fungi, Ascomycota, Sordariomycetes, Amphisphaeriales, Sporocadaceae.